AGUUCGGUGUCGAGUCCGCGCUCCCGGCCGGCGAUCGUGCAUGUCGUCGUCGCGACGUCGCGCAUUAUCUUUUUAUCUCCCGAGCUACCGAGGGAUAAUGGUCUCUCUCUCUCCCUCUAUCUCUCUCCUUCGCGACAAGUCACGACAGUUUUAAUUUAACCGACGGAAUGACAAUCCCCCCGAAACGUCAUCGGAACGUCGAAUACUCCGAGUUCGAAGGGAUGGGUGGAGAUUAGCAAAGUAACGAAUAAAAACGGUAUAUACGAUUAAAAAGUGAUACGAGUGGUGGACGGGGUUGCCAGCUCCAGGGAAUAUAGAUCUUUCAGCCGAAGUCACGCACGCUCAUAUACGCAGAAGGGAUUAAUCGGCGUGAUGUCAACGCCGUGCGACGUUCGCCGUAGUGCGCGAAGCCGUGAUCCAGCGAUCCGAUCCAGCGACAUCGUGCCGCGACACAGUGCCGGUGAAUGAGGACGCGCGAGGAACGCACACGGGAAAGGCCGACGACGGCCUUGAGGCAGGCUCGAACCGGAAAAUAUGGUGCACGAGGGCACGGGUCUAUGGCACGCGGCGGGAUUCAACGCAUCGAAGUGGCUGAUGAUCAUAAUACAUGGAUACCGGGUCACCACCCUCGUCCUGUACAUCCUGCUCAACGUGCUGGUGCGCACCGAAUAUCCAGCAGCAGUGACGGCGGAAAUAGUCGAUGUUAACAUGAACUCGUUGGACGGCACGACAGGAAAGCCAUUAGAUGUCGAUCUGCCACCAACUCUGCCGAUGACCUUCGGCACGGAAAAUUCAACAUCGGUUUCGGCGCAAUCAGGAUCCACAGCUCUGAUGCCCUGUGUUGUCCACAAUCUAGGAGAGGGCACGGUAUCGUGGAUUAAGCGGAAGAAUGCAGUGUUACACGAGCUACUGACCGUAGGACUGACGACAUACGCCAACGACGAACGCUUUCAGGCAAUUCAUUUCCACCACAGCGAGGAUUGGACGCUUCAAAUAAAAUACGUCCAGCCGAGGGAUGCCGGACUGUACGAGUGCCAAGUGUCCACUCAUCCGCCCACGAGUAUAUUUCUGCUUCUUGAAGUCGUCGAAGCCAGAGCGGAGAUAGCCGGUCCGGCGGAGAAAUUCGUGAGGCCCGGGAGCACGCUGCAGCUACACUGUCUGGUGAAGAAGUCCACGGAAGUGCCGUCGUACCUCUUCUGGUAUCACAACUUCCGUAUGAUCAAUUACGACGUUGAUCAGGGCGUCAACGUUAGCACCGACCUUGUCAGCCGGGAGAGCUGGCUGGAGGUGCCGCGGGCGUCGGACCGCCACUCCGGUAAUUACACCUGCGAGGCCAGCAACGCCCAGCCGGCGCGCGUUCUGGUGCACGUCUUCAAGGGCGACAAUCCGGCCGCGAUGCAGCACAGCAUGGCGUCCUCGCCGUCGGUGAUGGCCUGCACCGCGUUGCUCACCAUGUUCGUCACGCUUAAGCUGGCCCUGCAGACGAACUGGACCUUGUGACGUGCGUAAGUGCAGACCAUGCGAGACCUGCGAAAACCCAAGGUGUGUGGUAGCAAAAUUGUGUAAUAUUGUCUAUUUAUCGUGUCGCGUGAUCUAUGUCCGUGGCGAGGACGUGCCGUGCCCUAGUUUCGGCUGCCAAAGUUAGUAGAACCGGCGGUAUACGGUUAUGGUGGUGGUCCAGUUAAAGAUUCAUCGUUGUUAUCGGAAUGGUGUGGCACCGGAAACUCUUGGAGCUGCAAGUCUUGGCUGUGAUUGAUUACUACCCCUAUUCGAACGAUCAACCUUACUCUCGCUGCCGGGCAAAGUAGCAGUCGUAGGACCAGCUGUGAUUAUUUGUGUCAUCGAGAAGGCGAAUCCAUUUAAUCCAUUAUAUGCACGUCUAAUCAUGGUUCAACGAGGAGCAGCAACGUAAUACGCUAAUGCAAAGCAGCAUAAUUGUCAUCAUCAUUGCGAGAUUAGUAGUGAUCGAUCAUUGUGUGCUCGAUGGUCUGUGUACCGACGAAGAUUUCUGAGGCAGGAAACAGCCGUGUCUAAUGGGGAUCGAUAUAAUAAAAGUAUAUAGCAGUAGCUCAUCAUGUUCGCGCAUGUAUUUGAACGGUCGUCCGUCGGGCGAAAAAAAAGAGUUGAGUGCUAGCCUGGAAUAAAGUGCCCGCCAUAAUUUCCAUAUGAGUUACACUAUAUCAUUCAUUCUUCUGUCGAUCGAUCGCUUACAUUCCGUGUCACAUGGACGAGAAAUAUUAGGUCGUAUAAUGCAGAGGCGGACGGGCAUCGAGAGUGCUCGGAUUAACUUUCGCGAAGAUCAUAUUCACGAUCGAUCGUCUAUGACUCGCGUGCGCUCGCGAGUAGAAAGGGCCGACUCUUCAAUCCGACUAAUCCAACGAAGAGUUCGACGUAUCAUUUCGAUAAGCCGGAACUUCCAAGUGCGCGCGUAAGCGUGAGUGUACAUACAUACGUACAUACAUAAAUGUGAACGUUGUAGAGAGACACUGUACGAGAUUUAUUUACUCGCUCGUACUCCAUCGGGUGAUACAUAUGUAAUUAAGCGUUAAGUUUAAAUCAGGAAAAUCAGGUGCGCGCGACAGACGCGCUCCACCGUGCGUUCGUUCCACUUGCGCGCGCGACGCGCGUGAAGAUAACCCAGUGAACACAAUGUCUCAAAGACGCUAUACCUACGUUCCGAUUUAAGACAUGCGUGUUGUCUGGGAAGAUCGAUAGCGCGGAUCGAAACUGUUCGCGAUGCAUGACCGUCAAUGGUUGCGUCUCGACGGCCACGGCGCAUUAGAGCGACGACGAUGGUGCAUUCGUCGCCACGAUGGGGGCAUCGUUAAUCGCGCGGUACCGCGCCGCUUAUACUUCGUUCGUUUUACGAGGGUGUCGUAAAUACGUUGCGGAAGAAAUAUGGCUCCGCGAAGUUGCGAAAGUAAACGUCUUUUCUCACGGGCGGCCUAAGAUACUUUAGUGGCGGGUUAACGAGACGGUUAACGAAAGUCUGGGUGCAAUAUUACCUUCCUUCGGAAGCGCCGAGGCAACACUUUGAUGGGUGGUAAAUGGACACACACGAGUGAAAAUAACGUUGAGACUAAACAAACUGAACUUGCUAUACUAUGUGUUCUGUUAGAGGGAUAUUCGCGCGAGUCGUGAGCGUCGAAAGUAAUAAGUGAUUAUUACGUUCCAGGAUACGAAAUUAUCGUGCCAACAUUCUUUUAUGAUUAAAAGCUCGCCGAGAGCCAGGAUACUAAAGGAUAUUAAACUGCUCGCAUCAACAGGCAAAGAGUGUGUUUGUGUUUGCAAAGAAGUUAAGCUCAUUAAAUAAAAAUGCACCACAUUAUGUCACACUUGAUAUUUUUGAAAUAUUUUUGAAACAAUUUGCUCGUCAUCCGUCAUAAAUUUAAAUAUUUCAUAAUUUAUUGUUUAAAAGAUUAUUAUUUAAAAAAAGACUGAAAGUACGAAAGUAGAUUUACAUGCAAGAGCAAUCACAAAAUUCGAUGAAUUCGCGUCUUUCGAACAUCCGAUAACGAUGCGAUCAGUUUAAGUAACAUUAUACGUAAUUAACGAUAAUAAGCUCACCGCAACUGCGCAUAUCGCUUAUUUUACCUACGACUACCUAAUUAGAUGCGACAUGCGUUGAGUAUGCAUCUUAUACUGUCUCGCUCGAUGCUCGAGAAAGAAUAACGAGGCUUCUUUGUUCGAGUACACAGGAAAUUUCUCGAUCAAAUUGACGAGGAAUUCAUAUGUACUAUACCCGACCUAUUUAACGUAAAUGCGGAUGCUAUGAAGCGGAAGAGAGUGCGGUGCAUGCGCUUUCUCGAUAACGAAACGGUAAUUAUUUAAUCCUUUGACUGUAUAAGUAUGGACUGCCAGUAGGCUGCAUAUCCUAUAGCAAAAUUAAGCUAGAAAUAUUCCUAAGUAACGGUUUUUGGGCAAUCACAAUCCGCGCGAAAAUCAAAUCAUCAUAUUUUUACCAAAUUCUGUUUAUUAAACUAUAUAAGUUAUAUAUGUAUAUAAUAAAUAUUAAUAAUAUUAUUGUAUAAACACAGCUUAUCCAUUUUUGUUAUUGUUUAUUAUAUAUGUAAAUAAUUUAAUUUUGAGGUUAAUUCCUCACAUCAACAUACCUAAAAAGGCUUAGAGGUUCACUCCUCGGCAGGUUUUAUUUAUUUAGCGCGUGUUAUUACAACCUUAUAUAUAAUAAAUAACUGAGCAUAAUUUAAUUUUUUAAAUAAUUAACGCAAGUUGGUUGGUUAGUUUUGUUGUCCGCCUCUCUCUUACCAAUAUGAAAACACUAUACUUAAUUUUUAGUUGUCGGUUAGCGAGGUCGCUACUUUUUGACAACCAAUACUAAUAUAUAGUCCAUACUUAUAUAUAGUCAAAGAUUUAAUCGGUCUACGAGUAGCAUAAUUAACGACGAUAUAUCUCGGAUCACUGCACCGCCACUUCGCCGGCAUAAUUUUCCAUGAUGCGACCUUGCGCGAACCUGAAGCUGCUAACCUUGCACGCGUGCACCCGCCGAUCGAAAGUGCAAGCGCUGACUGCCGAUAACCCUUUCAUACGCUCGCGCGUUCGCGUGCGAAAUACUGACACUGACAAAUUACGGAGUUUAGAACUUGUUAAUCUUGAUUAUCACUCUCGUCACACACACACCGCCAUCGCCGAUGCGCGCGAUGAAAAAUUGUAUGGGCGCACGGCCGCGCGUAUGGACGAGCGGAGCGAGGCCGAAACAAAGUUGCGAAGUAUACCUAUAUUGCGUGUUUUCGAAAGUUCGCUCUAAAGCUGACGGUAAACUGCGGACUGCUGGAAUCACCGGAUUUAAUGCGCAGCAUCCACCCGGAAGUUGGCGCAACGCGGUAUGAACUUGAGCCGACUCCACCGCUGAAGGGAAAGAAUUAAUUAACUGACUUUACUAAACUAAACUUUUCACUCUUGGCGUUACUCUUGGUGUUUUCGGGGGAUACGUUUAUUGUCAAGAACGUAAUAGAUAGCAAGUAAGUUUUGGAUUCCUUGUAUGUUUGACUUUGGUAUUGGUAUAUCAGCGGCCAUUUUAUAUUUCAGAAAAUAACGCGGAAAUAAUUGAGGUGCCAUUCUUUUUAUUGCAAACUGCAGUUUAAAUAUCUUUAAGGUAAAAUAUUGUAAUAUUAGUGAAAAAUUCAGAUCUAACGUAAAAUCUCACAAAGCUGCAGUAAUUUAAAAGAUCAAUAAGUAUACGUGUAAAUAACAUAAUAUAACAAAUCAUUUUUAUUGUUAGAAGAUUAUAAAAUUUAUUAUACAAGUUCUAUUUUAAUCGCUAAAUUGAACGUAAGCGUAAAACGUAAUCAUUAACGUCGAUCUGUCCAAAAUUUUUGGAGUGCGUGCGUCACAGGCGCGUGUGUGCGAAUGAUUUUCAAUAGUACCCGUAAUUCUCCCCGCUUCGGUCGGACUUCAGCAAAUUCCAGCCGCCAGUCGAAUGUAAGCGACUCUCGCUGAGAAUAAUCUUGUAUAUUCGGUCUACGUAACCAGCACACAUAAUUAAUCGCGAUAAUCCUGGCGUGAUGCAGCGCAGCCUAACGAUAUUAUCCCCCGUCGCUGCGCCGCUGACCUUGUUUAUAACGUCGAAAUUAGUUAUACCCAACAUUCACGAGAGAUCGUGUUCCACGGCUACAAGUUGCGAGGAACAUUUCCCCAGCGGAUUUCCCAAGCGCAUCGUCGCGCAUGCAACGCGCGCGCGCUCUGUUCGCAUUUAACCUUGGGGCGAUGCGUUGGGAAUAGGAACAGGUAGUGGAAAGAUUUUCAUAUUAAUAAAUGCCAUCGAGAGGAAAAAGGGGGGGGGGGAAACCGCGCGACUUUCCGGUUGAGAUUUUUGUCCGGUUGCGGUAUCCAGUUCUACGGAGCACGAUGCUCCGGUUGUUGCGAUUUCCACGAAACUCCCAUCAUUUUUCCUUCCUCUGCCCCGGCGCUUUUUUCCUUCCGCUGUUUUUUUUCGUUCCCACGUUUCCUUUUUUUUUUGCAAUUUUUACUGGUGAAAUAUCGUGGAAAAUAUGUCGCGUUGGAUUUAUUCGCUGUCGAAGCAGCGAGCUGAUGCGAUCAUGCCCCGUUGUCCGUUUUUGAUGAUUGCUACUAUUUUUGCGUUUUGCCGCGAGAAACACGAAAUUCGCACUGGAUCGCUUCUAUCUACCAGACUUGUCUCGCGAAAUAAAAGUGGCGGUCGUGCCGCUGUCCGCUUGUGAUGAUUGUUACUUUUUCGACGUUUUGCUGAGAAAAACAAAAUUCGCGUUAUAUCGUUUCGAUCUAGCGGACCGCGCGCGCGCGAGUGUCACUAUAUAGAUAAAAAAAGAACUAACGGUUCGUUUUUCACUUUUAAAAACUUAAUGUCCUUUCCGAACGAUUGGCUCAAUUAGACGAGUGAUCAAAUAUACCGUGCCUAAUUGUGAAAGAAAAAUUUAUGAUGGGAUUAAAUUUUUCUACCCAUCAACGAGCGAAAAAAAUGGAAAUAGACGGCGUAUCUGGCAGCGUAGUCAGUGGUGCUGCGGGUUUAAAUACUUGUUUCAUUUACUCCUGUCCUCCAUUAAUUCAUUAUCCAGCAAUAGGCGUCCCCCAGUGGCCAUGUAUCGCGCGCAUUUUCGAUGGAAAUAAUCCCUCGUAUUGCGAAUGGCACUCAACGAACGCAUCAUUCAGCCGCCGUUGAAUGAAGAGAUCUCGCUAAUGUGUGAAAAUCCGUUCGGCGGGCUACUCUUCCUUAUACUAAGGAAACACGUUUUAACGACUGACUGCUUCGAAAAGGAAUCCGAUCGCUCGACGUGUGCGAUUUCAAGUAACUUUAACGGUAAUAUCUCUGUAACUACAUCGUCUGGAGUAUUGUUUAAUCACUAAGCGUAUAAUAAAUGGUUUAAACAAUCA
Messenger RNA from Temnothorax curvispinosus, 6867 nucleotides. RefSeq names its product lachesin-like. The transcript has 5 exons. NCBI's taxonomy places the organism in Eukaryota, Metazoa, Arthropoda, Insecta, Hymenoptera, Formicidae. Bases 535 to 1500 code for a protein of 321 amino acids. Gene Ontology annotation, cellular component: neuron projection membrane. Gene Ontology annotation, biological process: synapse organization. The record is from RefSeq and is a predicted model, not a curated record.